AUGAACAUCGCUGCGCCGCUGCGGGUGAGCGCCAGCGCUCUGUUGCUCACCGCGGUGUUGGCUAGCAGGGCGCACGCUCAUGGCGACGCCGCGGGCGCGACCGUGGACAUGGACACGGCCUUGGGCGAGGCCAGCCACGAGCAAUCCGCAUCUCAAUAUGCGCCGACGUACUUUGCUCACCCAGGCCACGUCGGAGUCAUUUACGCUCACAUCGCUCUCAUGGUACUUGCGUGGGUCUUUGUGCUUCCCAUCGCCGUCAUGCUCUCUCUCGCCAAGUCGCGGUAUACCAUCGCCUCUCAGCUCUUGUUCUCCAUCACAAACGCAGUCGGCAUUGUCUUUUCAGUCAUUUACAACGCCAACACGCCAGACCUGUACCCCAACAAUGCCCACCACAAAAUUGGAUGGAUCGUCACGUCCGUCGUCUCGGCCCAAGUCUUUCUCGGUCUGGUGGGCCGCCUUGCCGGCGCGGUGACAAUUCGCCACUCCUGGAAGUCGCCCGAGUCUUUGGCCUUCAUGCGCCUUUCGACCGAGUUGCCUGAUGAUGAGUAUCGCAUGUCCAACGACAGCGGGCAGGGCACCGAGCCCAACACCGAAUCGCUGCGCAGCAAUUCCCUGUCCACUCUCGAUGGUGUCGGGGACGACGAGCAUGACCUUCCUCUGCACGCUCGGCGCAAGGAAUACCAGCACGACAACGAGCUGGCCGACAGCUCUCCGUCUCCUGACGCCACCAGCUGGGCAGCCACCAGGGCCACACGGGUCAUGUCGUCCAGUGCGUGGCGCUACUUCGACUUCAUUGCGUUGACCACUGGCAUCAUUACUUUUGGCCGCUUCUUUGAAGGAGCCGGCGUUUUCAGCGGAUUGGCUCACUGGAUCAAGGGAGGCGUCUUCUUCUGGCUUGGGCUCUUCACUCUGGGCCGCUGGUCCGGCAGCUUCGGCGAGCUUGGCUGGGCCUGGAAUGUGCGACCUCGCGCGCGGCACCACCAGAGGAGCAAGUGGCGCCCGUCUGCUGAGUUCGUCGAGAGCGCUCUAAUCCUGUUGUACGGCUCCACAAACAUCUUUCUCGAGCACCUCGGUGGCUGGGGCGGCGAGUGGUCGGCUCAGGACUUGGAGCACAUGGCCAUCACUGUCCUCUUUAUCGGUGGCGGACUGUGCGGGAUUCUCGUUGAAUCGACGCGCAUCCGCGAUCUCUUGAACACAACCGUGACCGACGCUGCGCCGGCAGACACGUUUCCCGACGAGGAGCGCGAGCUGCGAAGCCCACCGACCGCGCAAUGGGGCAAUCUCCUCCUCGGCGCUUCCUUUGCCCGCGCUCUGACGUACGUUCUCGUCUACCUGCGCCCGCCCAAGUCGGUGUUGCCUUCCCGGCCUCCUACCGAGCUCUUGGCGUCCUUCGGGCUCAUUGCAGGCGGUAUCGUCUUCAUGGCGAGUAGUUCGGACACGGUCGACGGCAUGAUUCACUAUGACCUGGACGUAAUGUUCAUGUACACGGUGACGAUGGGACUCGUGGGCAUGCUCAUGGCGUGGGAAGUAGUGGUACUCGCCAUCAAAGGCUGGGCUACCCGUAAGGAGAGGCAAACUGCCCCUCGCUGUGCUUAUGCUUAA
This is a messenger RNA of Purpureocillium lilacinum, 1602 nucleotides long. The record is from RefSeq and is a predicted model, not a curated record. Lineage: Eukaryota; Fungi; Ascomycota; Sordariomycetes; Hypocreales; Ophiocordycipitaceae.